UAGCUCUCUGCCUCUCUGCUUCGUUUGCUGGUGUUGAUCUGUUGUGCGCGUGUGGACGUGGUCGCGUCGCUUGUGCGAUUUCUAAUCUCGCGUGAAUGGUGACGCCUCGGGUGAUGUCAGGUUCUCUUCCAAUCUUAAAGUUGAGUUGAAAAGGAUGCGCUUGGAGUUGGAGGUGGGCAAGCAAGGCGAUUGGAAGGCUCAGGUGAGGCUACGCCUUGGAUCGGUCAACGAAUUCGGCGGUACCGGCCCGUGCGAAUCACCGUCCAAUCGAAUUGCCGGCCGGAGUUUGAUUGGCUGGACUUGGCCUUCACUUCGAGUUGGCGCCUCGUCGAAGUUUCCCAUCGCAAUCGGGCUGUAAAGAUCGGGUCUUUGGCUUUCGUUUUCCCUUUUCUUUGGUAAAGUCGGGAUUUUUGAGCGUUUUUCACCUGGAUUCUGUUGUUUAGUCUAGUUUAUUAUAUCACGCUAGACUUGAGGGUGUUCAAUCUGGAAAGCAAGUUAUAGGGUGCAUAAGAUAUCGAUGUGGUGCCUCUGGGGGGUAUUACAAAAAAGGAUCUGAUUCAGGGAAGAUUUCAUCCUUCAGUAAAUUGUACAGUUGGUCGAAUUGUCUGCAUGGGUUCCAGGAGUGGAGAGAAAGAGGAGGGCUUCUCGGAGUCAAAUGAUGCUGGAAAACAGUCAAAAUUGAAGGCGUCUGACAGCUUUGGGACCAAUGAUAUGUUCUUCAGAGCAGACAAGAUUGAUUUGAAGAGCUUGGAUAUCCAGUUAGAGAAGCAACUCAACAGGGCAUGGACAAAAGGGAAAGGCGGUUCCAAAAGGCCCAAGGAGGAAUGGGAAAUCGAUUUGUCGAAGCUGGAAAUCCGCUAUGUCAUAGCUCAAGGAACAUAUGGAACUGUCUAUCGAGGAUCUUAUGAUGGACAGGAUGUUGCAGUGAAAGUGUUGGACUGGGGUGAAGAUGGUAUGGCCACAGAAGCUGAAACUGCUUCUCUUAGGGCAUCAUUUCAGCAGGAAGUUGCUGUUUGGCAUAAACUUGACCAUCCAAAUGUUACAAAGUUUGUUGGAGCAUCAAUGGGAACAACUGAUCUUAAGAUUCCAACAAAGAAUUCCUCAAGCAGCGAAAGCAUUUCACAUCCUGCUCGAGCAUGUUGUGUUGUUGUUGAGUAUCUUCCAGGAGGAACACUGAAACAAUAUUUAUUCAAGAAUAGGAGAAGAAAACUUCCCUAUGAGAUUGUGGUUCAGGUUGCAUUAGAUCUGUCUAGAGGAUUAAGCUAUUUACACUCGAAGAAAAUUGUACAUCGAGAUGUCAAAACUGAGAACAUGCUUCUGGAUGCCGAAAGAAAUCUUAAAAUUGCUGAUUUUGGUGUUGCUCGGGUUGAGGCUCAGAACCCAAAGGACAUGACUGGCGAAACGGGUACCCUUGGCUACAUGGCUCCAGAGGUUCUGGAUGGUAAGCCUUACAACCGGAAGUGUGAUGUGUACAGUUUUGGUAUUUGUUUAUGGGAGAUUUAUUGCUGUGACAUGCCAUAUCCCGAUCUCAGCUUUGCUGAAGUCUCAUCAGCUGUUGUUCGAGAGAAUCUACGACCAAAUGUUCCUCGGUGUUGUCCAAGCGCAAUGGCGAGCAUCAUGCGCAAGUGUUGGGAUGCAAAUCCGGAGAAAAGGCCUGAUAUGGAUGACGUUGUGCGGCUUUUAGAGGCACUGGACACAAGCAGAGGAGGCGGUAUGAUCCCUGACGACCAAGUAAAUGGUUGUUUCUGCUUCAGACCUAAACGUGGCCCAUAGGCACUUUCCUCUCGAUCUCCUUGCAAAGACCUUUCUUCUUAGCAUUCAGUAAACAACUCAAGGAUGUCAUAACUCCACAUUCGUGCUUUGGGGAGUUCUGCUGUGUUCUUUGGAUGCUUCAAUCUCUGGUUACGAAAAGUCUCCAUUGAUCAGUCUUUUGUUUCUGUUUUUUGCUGUGUUUUUUAUUUGUAGUUGGUUGUUGAAUAAAAGAUAACAACAUGAGCUGUGACAUUCGCCAAACAAAUAAUUCUGCAGUUCUGUUGCUAUUCAGCACCAUUAAUAUUCAAUAUUGUCACUCUUUUUUUCUCAAGAUAACAGCACCUUGAUGAUC
Molecule: messenger RNA, 2104 nt
Organism: Zingiber officinale
Lineage: Eukaryota; Viridiplantae; Streptophyta; Magnoliopsida; Zingiberales; Zingiberaceae
Product: serine/threonine-protein kinase STY13-like
Exons: 7
Coding region: 610-1773 (387 amino acids)
Biological process (GO): protein phosphorylation
Cellular component (GO): plasma membrane
Molecular function (GO): ATP binding; protein kinase activity
Source: RefSeq, a predicted model, not a curated record